AUGCAUUUAUUUAUACAUCUGCUUUGCCUCGUGCCUCUGUUGCAUGCCUCCUACGAUGUUAUUGCACCUUCACAGAAUUUAACGGCUUAUCUUCAUGCCCGACAGAAGCGUCAUCAGUUGGUUUAUCAGAACGGAGCAACAAUUCGCCUGGUGGUUGGUCCUGUGAUGGGAGUGCAACUCCAGGAUCCUGUGGUGUGGCGCAGCAUGGUGAACUUCUACGUGCUACACUUUGGGGCAUAUUCAAUGCCCUCCUCCCCGCUCUAUCCAUGGGACAAGUGGGAAUCCAUAUUUUCCAGAUCCCUUAACGAACAGAUACGUCAACUGGACGCAUCCCAUGAGGAUGAUACUCGACUGUUCGCCUACACGGCACUGGAGCAGUAUAUGGACAAUGCCAGUGGCGUGUCGGGUCGUGGUCGUGAGUGCUUGCUGCGUGCAAUGUGUGAGAAUGCGCAAGUGCAUCAUCAUGUGGGCAUUAUGGCCGAGCUGUUAAAUGUGCUGCUAACACCCGGCAAAGCGAAGCUCGAGGAUGUCUACAGGGAAGCACACGCGGCGGGUUUGGCAGGUGUCGACUGCUUGCGGCAGUUUCCGGGUUGUCCCAGAGGAGACAGUGUCCUGGAUGCCUUUGCUUUGGAUGUGAAUAAUUAA
Drosophila innubila is the source of this 645-nucleotide messenger RNA. RefSeq lists its product as uncharacterized. The record is from RefSeq and is a predicted model, not a curated record. The coding region runs from base 1 to 645 and encodes 214 amino acids. The transcript has 2 exons. NCBI's taxonomy places the organism in Eukaryota, Metazoa, Arthropoda, Insecta, Diptera, Drosophilidae.